Messenger RNA from Manacus vitellinus (golden-collared manakin), 3596 nucleotides. RefSeq names its product phospholipase A2 group IVA (gene PLA2G4A). Lineage: Eukaryota; Metazoa; Chordata; Aves; Passeriformes; Pipridae. The transcript has 17 exons. Bases 105 to 2354 code for a protein of 749 amino acids. The record is from RefSeq and is a predicted model, not a curated record. Gene Ontology annotation, molecular function: calcium-dependent phospholipid binding; calcium ion binding. Gene Ontology annotation, cellular component: Golgi apparatus; cytosol; endoplasmic reticulum. Gene Ontology annotation, biological process: glycerophospholipid catabolic process.
AAGGAUCUUUCAUACUGAACUCUGCUCUGAAAAAGGAGAAAACCUCUCCUCUGUGGAAUUGAAAUAAAUAUUUGACAGUUGCCUGGAAUAAAAAUUAAGCAAAAAUGUCUGUCAUAGAUCCUUACCAGCACAUUGUGGUGGAGCACCAGUACUCACACAUAUUCACUGUGACAGUAAGGAAAGCCACAAAUGUCACCAAGGGAGCCAUUGGUGACAUGCUUGACACUCCAGACCCCUACGUGGAGCUGUUCAUCCCGACCGCCCCCGACUGCAGGAAGAGAACGAAACAUUUCAACAACGACGUGAACCCCGUGUGGAACGAGACCUUUGAGUUCAUCCUGGACCCCAACCUGGAGAAUGUCCUGGAGGUUACUCUGAUGGAUGCCAACUACGUUAUGGACGAGACUCUUGGCACAUCCACAUUUCCCAUCUCUUCUCUGAAACUGGGAGAAAAGAAGGAAGUCCAGUUGACUUUCAAUGAUGUCACAGAAAUGACUUUGGAAUUGUUCCUUGAAGUAUGCUCCUCCACAGAUCUCCGGUUCAGCAUGGCCCUGUGCGAUGAGGAGAAGAGAUUUCGGCAGCAGAGGAGGGAUAACAUCAUGCACAGCAUCAAAUCAUUCCUGGGAGAGGAAAACAGCAAGAGCUUGACCACUGCCCGUGAUGUCCCAGUCAUAGCAAUCCUGGGCUCAGGAGGUGGAUUUCGUGCCAUGGUGGGGUUUGCUGGAGUCAUGAAAGCACUUUAUGAAUCUGGAGUUUUGGACUGUGCCACUUACAUUGCUGGGCUCUCUGGAUCCACCUGGUACAUGUCAACUUUGUAUUCACACCCAGACUUUCCAGCAAAGGGCCCAAAAGAGAUCAAUGAAGAGCUGAUGAACUCUGUGAGCCACAACCCCCUCCUGCUGCUCACUCCUCAGAAAGUCAAACGCUACAUCGAAGCCCUGUGGAAUAAGAAGAGUUCAGGGCAGCCUGUCACCUUCACAGAUAUCUUUGGAAUGCUGAUAGGGGAAACACUUAUCCAUGAUAGAAUGAACACCACUUUGAGCAACAUGAAAGAGAAAACCAAUAAUGCCCAGUGUGCUCUGCCACUCUUUACGUGUCUCCAUGUGAAACCAGACGUGUCAGAGCUGAUGUUUGCAGACUGGGUGGAAUUCAGUCCCUAUGAGAUUGGUAUGGCCAAAUAUGGCACUUUUAUGUCUCCUGAUUUGUUUGGCAGCAAGUUUUUCAUGGGGACAGUGGUGAAGAAGUACAAUGAAAAUCCCUUGCAUUUCCUCAUGGGUGUUUGGGGCAGUGCAUUUUCCAUAUUAUUUAACAGAGUGCUUGGUGUCUCCAACUCUCAGAAUAAAGGUCCCACCAUGGAAGAAGAAUUAGAAAAUAUCAGGCUCAAGCACCUCGUAAGCAAUGACAGCUCAGACAGUGAAGAUGAAUCACAGCAUCCAAAAGGCACCGGCAGCGCCGAGGCCCGGCCGGAGCAGCAGGAGAGCAGCCAGGAGAGCUGGGUGCAGCGCAUGCUCAUGGCCCUGGUGGGGGACAGUGCCCUCUUCAACACCCGGGAGGGCCGUGCUGGCAAGGUGCACAACUUCAUGCUGGGGCUGAACCUCAACAGCUGCUACCCCCUGUCCCCCCUGGCAGAGCUGCUCACCCAGGAGUCCGUGGAGGAGGACGAGCUCGACGCGGCCGUUGCAGAUCCUGAUGAGUUUGAGAGGAUCUAUGAGCCACUGGAUGUGAAGAGCAAGAAGAUUCACAUUGUGGACAGUGGGCUGACGUUUAACCUGCCAUACCCCCUCAUCCUGAGGCCUCAGAGAGGCGUCGAUCUCAUCAUCUCUUUUGAUUUCUCAGCAAGGCCAAGUGAUUCCAGCCCUCCUUUCAAGGAAAUUCUGCUGGCUGAGAAAUGGGCUCGAAUGAACAAGCUGCCUUUCCCCAAAAUAGACCCCAAUGUGUUUGACAGAGAGGGCCUGAAGGAGUGCUAUGUGUUCAAACCAAAGGACACCUCUUCAGAGAAGGACUGUCCCACCAUAAUCCAUUUUGUCUUGGCCAACAUCGACUUCAGGAAGUACAAAGCUCCAGGAGUUCCAAGGGAAACACAGGAAGAGAAGGAUUUUGCAGACUUUGACAUUUUUGAUGAUCCAAAUACACCUUUCUCUACCUUCAACUUCCAAUAUCCCAACGAGGCUUUCAAGAGGCUCCAUGACCUGAUGGAGUUCAACACCCUCAAUAACAUAGAUGUGAUCCGGGAGGCCGUGCUGGAGAGCAUCGAGUACCGCAAGGAGAACCCGUCGCGCUGCUCGGUGUCCCUGAGCAGUGUGGAGGCCAGGAGGUUCUUCAACAAGAGCCACCUCAACAACAACCACACGUAGAGGCCGUGCCUGGGUCCUGCUCCUGCCCCUACAGCUGGAACCACAGCCCCUCCAGCAGCUCCUCACCCGCUCCUCCACACGUUUUCUCGGGGCUUCUCGAGUUUCAGUAUCGUUUUGUACUGCUGGUUUUUUAAACUAAACACAUUUCAGUGUGCUGAGAUCCUGAUUUUUAACAGAUGUGCAGUUAGGGGGUUGUUUUUGAGAUCAUCGGGUUCAGGGUCUUUUUUUAAUUGAUGUAAACUGGGCGUAGCUUGAAAGGUAAGAUGGGAUUGGAAAGAAAUAAGAUUGAAAUCCACCUUUCUGCUGUUUAACAACGUCUGUACCACUUAGCAAAACCCCAAACCUCUUACAUUUUCUUUUUUUGAUCCUCCAAAUUACAUUGCUUGAAUCCUUGAGCUACUGGCACCUGUGUGUUAAAUUAUUGUUGGUUUGUGUAUUCCUGACCAAAAUGUUUAUAUGUAACUUGACAGUGAUUUUUGCAUUUGACCAUGAUUGAACCAUCACAUUUCUGCAAAGGGACAGGGGAAUGUUUACUGGGGAGGGAUAAAAUGUGCCCAGGUAAGAAUGUGAAGUAGUUCAUGUCUUAAGGGUUAUUUGAAAUAAUAUUUUUGAGUCCUGUAAAUAAUAAAAGAUGGUGCAGAGCCACAGAUUGUUUCAGUCCCAUCUCAACAAGUGUUGAGGUAACUCUGCAAAUGCACAGAAAAUGCAGUGGCAUCUCCAAAGACUUUAAUUGCUAAAAUCUGUAAGUCCACGGGAAGGGAAGUAAUUAAAAUGCAUUUAUUUUAACAGCCACUGCAUCCCAGAAUCCUGGAAUGGUUUGGGUUGGAUGACCUUAAAGCUCACAUUGUUCCACCCCUUGCCAUGGGCAGGGACACCUCCACUAUCCCAGGUUGCUCUAAGUCUACAUGCAGUGUUCUGUGAUUAAAUAACAUUUUCUGCAUUGAUCAAUAGGUUUUAUUUCUGUUUGAAUUAGUGCAUGUUUAAAAUCAAGCAAGAAAAUGAAAGUAACUUGUCUUAGUGCUGCAUAAUUUAAACAUUUUCCAUGAAUUUUGGAAUACAGGAAGGAACUGGUACCAUUAUAUAUUGUAAUAUUUUCUUUUUAAUGUUAUAUUUCCCUUUGGGAAUGUAAUAUUUGUAUUUUUUAUUUUAUAAUAUGUACCUACUCUAUUUUAUGGAAGAGUUUUAUCAUGCUUUAUACAGUUUGUAUUAUCACAGAGUUAUCAGACGAUAACAAAUAAAACU